CUCGGCCGGUCGCGCUUUCCACUUUUGCUUUCUGGUUGUGAAUACGACCAAUCGCCGACAACCGUCUUUAGUGCGGUUACCGGGGCUGAGUCGCUGCGAUCCCCGACGACACCGUGAAACAGACCAGCUCCGAGUUCGCGGCUCCGGCGUUCUGUACACCGGAAGUGUUGUACCGUCUUGAGGGAAUUAGCGGUGGCUGUAUUCUGACUUCCGGUGGCGACUCAGUGUUGAGACCGAGGUGGGAAUUGGGGGGUGGCGACGGGACUGUAAGCGGGGAGGGUGAGGUGAGGAGAAGGACGAUGAGCUGUGGAGGUUAUUUAUCUAACCUUAACCUCACUGGAAAGUUGGAUAAACUUGGUAGCAUCAGUUGAAGCAAACCAGUAACUUGCAGAUCUUUGCUUGGAUUGAAAGAGGAAGAAUGAGUGAAUAAAAAUCAAGUUAUGUAUGCUGGUAUGAUAAUCUACAGGCAUGAAGAUGCAAACUCAAUAGAGUACAGUGACCGCGACUGAAUGUCGAUUGUGAUUUGAACCAAGCAAAAUGGCAAAAAGGAAAGCAGGGUGUGACGUAAUGGCGGCCGGAAAGAAUAUGAAGUAUGACUCUCUGGUGCUUUUGUGUGAGUGGCAUUCGUGUGGAUUCACUGCAUAUGGAAUGGAAGAUUUCAGUGAUCAUAUCGCAGGGCAUUUAAAGGAACAUUUACAGGACCAAAUACAGGGAGAUGAAAAUGAUAUUGAACAACAAGAGGAGCACCAGUGUCUGUGGGCCGACUGUGGCUACUACUCCGUGGAGAGUUCAACUGAUGUGAUCCGCCAUGUGUAUUUUCACGCCUACCACACGAAGCUUAAGCACUGGGGUCUGCAGACCCUUCAGGCUCAGACUGAACUCGAGCAUUGUUUAUUGGAUCGGCAGAGCCGUAAUAUCAUUCCAGAAAUUCCGGAGAGCUUUAUCUGUCUCUGGGGGCACUGUGAUAGCACUUUUGAGAAUCCAGAGUGGUUCUACAGACAUGUGGACAUGCAUGGGAUGUGUUCGGACCGUGAUGCAACCUCAGAGUCUAAUGUUAUAAUACCCUGCUGUUGGAAAGAUUGUGAAGCAACAUUCAAAGUGAAAUUUAAAUUAAGAGAACAUCUGCGUAGUCACACUCAAGAGAAAGUAGUGGCAUGUCCAACUUGUGGAGGGAUGUUUGCCAGCAAUACCAAAUUCUUUGAUCACAUACGCAGGCAGAUGGCAACAGAAUACCAACGCUUUCAAUGCUCCCACUGCUCUAAAAGAUUCGCCACUGAGAGGCUGCUCAGAGAUCACAUGCGGCAUCAUGUGAAUUAUUACAAGUGCCCAUUUUGCGAUAUGACCUGUCCAGCUCCAUCUGCCUUGCGGAACCAUAUCAAGUUCCGCCAUAGUGACGAAAAACCAUUCAGAUGUGAAUACUGUGAAUACAGUUGCAAGAACUUGGUGGAUCUAAGGAAACAUUUGGACACCCACAGUGAGGAUCCGACCUACCGCUGUGAGUUUGCAGGUUGUACAUUCAGCGCACGGUCCCAAUAUUCUAUCAAGUCCCACUACAGGAAAGUACAUGAGGGGGAUUUGGAACCCAGAUACAAAUGUCAUGUUUGUGACAAAUGUUUCACAAGAGGGAACAAUCUGACCGUGCACCUCAGGAAGAAGCAUCAGUUCAAGUGGCCCUCGGGUCACCCCCGGUUCAGAUACAAAGAACAUGAAGAUGGCUACAUGCGACUGCAGUUGGUACGUUAUGAGAGUGUUGAACUGACUGAACAACUAAUGAAAGACCGGGAAAAGCAUGAGGGUCGCUUAGACGGCGUAUCAGAGAGUUUGGUCUUGUCCGAAGCUAACCUACGAGGGAUUAUACUGGAGCCUGUGGAAGAAUCAAAUAGCGAGGACCAGGGGGUGGAAAAGCACAGCCCUGACUGCUGUGUCAGUGAAUGCACGGAUCACUGCAAUUAUGGUGAUGCUGUCGAUGGGGAACAUUCCCGACAAUCGCCGUUAGUCUCCUGUGACUCAAAUGAAAGCCCCAUCAUCCGAGUGGCCAAUCGGACAAAUGAACAUGGAGAGAAUGAAACCGUUUACUACGUUCUGACCAAUGCACAAAGCCCAGGGAGGACUGCGUCAAUUACUAACAUGGAGACUGAGGAAGCCUCCACUGACAACAUAGAAAAGACUGCAGAAGAAUUGGGCAUUGAAAUAAUUGGCUAGUACUAAUUAAUCAGAUGGGGUGUGUGUGUUUGAUAGCUGUUUUUGUCUUAGUCUGACUAAUUUAGAAGCAAAUAUACGGAACAUGUGAUGCUUUGUGGGUUGGCCUGCUGCUAUUGAUAUAUUUACAGACAUCAAUGUCUCUUUUUAAUGUAGCCCCGUGAAUAUAAGCGUAUGAUUAUGUUGAUCUCAACCAUUGCCAGGAGCAAUACAGGCCCUGCUCUCAAUUAUGCUACAAUCAUUAACUCAAACAAAUCUAUUCAAAGUAGAUUUUGACUGACAUACAGUGUCAAUACAAAUACAGUUUUCUUUCACCAGAAUAAUGAUUUUUAUUGUGUAAAAGUCUACUGGUGGUAAUUUUAAUAAAAUGCACUUUUUUGAAGUCCUACAGUUCCUUUAUUGCAGAUAAUUCUAAAAUAUCUGUACCUCUCCCAUGUGUAGAAAUUGUUCUUGUGCCCCCUGUUGAUGUACACAAAGAAACGGCAGAGUUUUGUCCUGGAAAUUCAUUGAACCACUG
Molecule: messenger RNA, 2716 nt
Organism: Mobula hypostoma (lesser devil ray)
Lineage: Eukaryota; Metazoa; Chordata; Chondrichthyes; Myliobatiformes; Myliobatidae
Gene: hinfp
Product: histone H4 transcription factor
Exons: 11
Coding region: 538-2202 (554 amino acids)
Source: RefSeq, a predicted model, not a curated record